CCUUAUAUGUUACCGAACCUUCAUAUUUUAUCUUUUUUUUUUUUAUUUCCUUAUGCUUUCCUCUCUUCUUCGAUUGUUGACCUUCUGGGUACGAGUUUCCUUUUCUAGCACCGCCGCAAUUUUCCCCGGCAGUAAAACCCUAGAAAUUGGGAUUAUACAACGACGAGCAAGAGAUUCGAAAAUUUGAUCCCUUUCUCGUCCCUUCCCGAUUCAAUUCAAAAACCCUAAACCCUAAAAUCCUCGCCCAAUUGCUUCAAUCCUUUGUCUCUUCGUGUAAAGGAGACUCCUUUGUAGUCUUCCUCUACAUCUAUAGAGCUAUCUCUAUCUCUCUGUAAGUAGAACCGUGGGGAGGAAGAAGGUGAAAUGAGUAGGCUUUCUUUCCGGCCACGGCCACUAGACAUUCACAAGAAGCUUCCCAUUUUGAAAUCGUUUAAAGACUUUGAAGACGACGACACUCCGACUUCCACCACUAGAAACUCUCAGCUCCUGCGUAUAGCUUCUUCUUCUUCUGUAGAUGUUGAGAAUGAGGUUGUGUUAGCCCAGGUGCAACAUCCAGUGCCAAGCAAGAAACUGGCUUCAGAGAUACCCACACCUCAGUUUGUUGUUGUGGAUACAUAUGAAAGGGAUUAUUUAGCCACUUUUGGUCAACCUGCUUCUUAUCUACGUGCAAGAGGAGCUCGGUCUGAGCUUGGAGAAUUCGUGGAGUAUGAUCUUGACAACGAGGAUGAUGACUGGCUUUAUGAUUUUUAUAAGGAUAACAAGGAGCUCUCACCUGAAAUGCUUGAGAGCAUUAUUUUUAAGCUAGAGGUGUUGGAUCACAAAACGAGGGAAAGAGCUGGUGUUAUCACACCUACCCUUGGUUCUCCGGUUCAUGUGCUUUUGCAGCUUGAUGCUGCUAUUGAGGCCCUGCAAUCACUGUCAAUUAAUUAUGGAGUCUUUCAGGAUAUCUUCAACUACUGGAAAGACAAGCGCAAAAGAUGGCAGAAGCCUGUCUUGCGGCGUUUACAGCCUCCUCCACCGGUGAAUGACACGAAUCCCUACAAUGUGUUUAGGCCAAGAGAGAAAGCUCACAGACUCCACACAAGAAGGAGGAGAGAAAACAAUGUGCAGUCAUUUGAAAAGCUUCGACAGGUUAGACGCAAUCUUGACCAAGCGAAGACCAUUCUGGAGGCCCUCAUUAAGAGAGAAGAAAAGAAGAGGGAUGUCAUGGAUGGCGAGGUUAGCCUCCAGAGGAUGCAACUCCAGUACAGGCAUGAAACAGAGCUGUUAGAAGAUAGCUUUGCUCAGCAUGGAUUUCAACCAGCUACAACAUCUUACAAAUAUGGCUCAAGCGACGAAGAGUUGAUGGACUCAGAUGACUACACUAGCACACAUGUACGCACAAGACCUCCCAUUAUCCCUAACUCUCGUUUCACAAAUGGAUCUCAACCCAGAGGCAUAAAACAAGAAGUUAGAAGACGACACUCCUCCCAUCACAAUUGGCUUCACAAACUGGAUCCUAAUGAAGCGGUGAUGCUGUUCACAAAACCGCUGGUUCCUGAGAAACUGGCUGCUGCAGGGAUCGUUCCUCCAGCACCUGAUUCAUCCACUGGUCAACCUCCAAGUCGGUUUAAGGGGAGGAUUGGGCGUGGUGGGAGGAUAAUUUUUGAUAGAUGGAAUCUUCUGAUGCAGUCUCACAUUAACUGCGGAGACUCUUUCUACAUUGCACCAAAUCACUAAUCUAUCAACUUCAACUGUUAAAAUAUUAUUUCACAAUCUUUCUUUGUAAAGACUUUUCAGUUGACCAAUGGUGACGAAGAAGUCUGUGCCUAAAGUAUUUGGCACUCUGUAACUCGGUAGUUAUUUUCUGUUUGUUUCCGUUAAAAGGAAACGGUUCGGUUUUAAAUAAUUAACCGGUUAUUUUACCGGUUCAGUAAACCAA
Brassica napus (rape) is the source of this 1921-nucleotide messenger RNA. RefSeq lists its product as uncharacterized. Lineage: Eukaryota; Viridiplantae; Streptophyta; Magnoliopsida; Brassicales; Brassicaceae. The transcript has 12 exons. The coding region runs from base 364 to 1719 and encodes 451 amino acids. Gene Ontology annotation, biological process: regulation of transcription by RNA polymerase II. Gene Ontology annotation, cellular component: piccolo histone acetyltransferase complex. The record is from RefSeq and is a predicted model, not a curated record.